CUGAGGUCGCCUUUUGCUGCGGAGACCCGGCAAGGAUGGCCGCUAAAGGUUCAACACCAAGGACACCUGCAUUAUCAGUCAGUGCAAGAAAAAUAAAAGAUAAUGUAGCAGACUGGCAUAAUUUAAUGAUGAAGUGGGAGACCCUGAAUGAUAAUGGAUUUACUACUGCUACCAAAAUCGUGAACAUCAAAAUUGCCAAAGAGUUUAAAGACCGCAAGUUGGAAAUAGAAUAUGAUAACAUUGCCUCCGAGCCUGGAAGACUGUCACUUGACCACAAUGUUGAAUUGGAAGAGUGUUGUACAGAAUUACUUGGGAUCUUCAAAAAUAUGGCAAAAAUACAUCAGAAAAUGGAAAAACUGUGUUCAACAACUAAAGGGAUCUGUGACUUAGAAACCUACCAUCAUGGAGAACAUAAGACACCAUUCUUCCACACAUGGCCUACUCCCUAUUUCUAUGAAGUUUCUGUCAAGCUCUUAGACAUGUACUCAAAGGAACUAAAACUUAAGCAAACCAUUGUGCAAGAGAUUGCUCAUACUACUGACCAAGAUCUCAUGAUGGUUUAUUUAUCAUCAUGGUUGUAUCAACCCUAUAUUGAGGAUACCAACAAAGUACUGCUAGAAAGUAUGUUGUUGGAAACGGGACACAGAUUGGUCUAAACUCUCUCAUUGCUUGAAUUCAUCUUUAUCAACCUGAAGUCUGCCAUUAAAACACUUGGAUGGAACUGAAGUAGCAGAAAUGACAGUGUUACUACAUGUUGACUAUUUAUACAUAUAUAUUUUUGUAUUUACUGACAGCUUUGUUGAAUUUUUUUUAAGUGUA
Elgaria multicarinata webbii is the source of this 819-nucleotide messenger RNA. It is a transcript of the gene CINP, whose product is annotated as cyclin dependent kinase 2 interacting protein. The transcript is spliced from 5 exons. The coding region runs from base 36 to 656 and encodes 206 amino acids. NCBI's taxonomy places the organism in Eukaryota, Metazoa, Chordata, Lepidosauria, Squamata, Anguidae. The record is from RefSeq and is a predicted model, not a curated record.